Messenger RNA from Elgaria multicarinata webbii, 3185 nucleotides. It is a transcript of the gene ADRA2A, whose product is annotated as adrenoceptor alpha 2A. Gene Ontology annotation, molecular function: epinephrine binding; alpha2-adrenergic receptor activity. Gene Ontology annotation, cellular component: plasma membrane. The record is from RefSeq and is a predicted model, not a curated record. Gene Ontology annotation, biological process: platelet activation; regulation of smooth muscle contraction; regulation of vasoconstriction. Lineage: Eukaryota; Metazoa; Chordata; Lepidosauria; Squamata; Anguidae. The transcript has 4 exons. Bases 984 to 2354 code for a protein of 456 amino acids.
GGAGGUGUGUCGCCGGGCGCGUUUAGAGGAGCCUCUCCGCGAGGGAAGUUGGGAUGAGCCGGACUCGUGUGUUGAGCAGCGAGCGAGCAGGUGGGGGAAAGGGUGCUCGGUCCCCCGCUUCGAGGGAAGGCGCGGCGGCGGCGGCUGGGCCAGCGGGCCGGAGCGUCUCUGCCUCUUCGCCUGGGGAGCGAGAGCGCGGCAGAGGCGGGGAAGCGCGCGGGGGGCUGUCCUCACGUGGCGCUGACGCUACUGCUCGGUACCGCCGGACCGAUCCCGGGGUAUAAAGCGAACCGGGCAGGCAGCGCUUGAGCAGGCGGCGCUGGCUCUUGGAGCGAGGAGAAAUCUGCCCGGCGCCAGCGGGUCCGGCGAGGAGUCCUCGGCGAGCCGCUCCUCCUUUUUCCCACGCGCCCCGGGGCUCGCUGAGCGCCAGUCUCCGGUCGGCUUGGCCGCGCUUGGAAGCGCAAGGCGCUCCCCCCCCCCCACCGCCCGCCGUGUCCUUUGGCCGCUCUCUGCCUCCCUCUUCCUUUCUCCAGCGCCAAGGUAAGAGGAGGAACUUUUGACUCCCUGCCCCGGCUGCCGUGAACGGCUUCUUCAGGAGCCCUCCCCUUCCAGGCUGGGGAAGAUGAGGAAGGAGGGAUCUGCUUCGCUCCACCGAUCUGCCGGGAGAUGAUCUAGUUGGGCAGGGGAGGGCAGAAUCGAUCCGCGCUUUGCUGACGGAACAAAGACCCGGAGGAGACCGCCGGAUCGGAGCCGACUCCCUUCCCUCUAUGUUGCUGCUCUUAUCUAGCGAUAUAGGAAACGGGAGGUGGUGUGGGGAGCUAUGGAAGCUGGAGGCAGCUCUUGCUACGGCUCAUUGGAUUAGGGCUUCUCUGCGCCUUCCACUCCCGGCAAGAAAGAUCAGACGGGCUAGAUCCACCAGACAGCUUCAUCGCUCCUCCUAGCUGGGCGUGUCUCGGGGUCAACAAACAACAGAGCUGGGGUUGAUGUUUAACCUGGAGAGCCCGUUCACUGAGAGAGGGGGGAUCCCUUCCCUGGCGCACCUGCACUCUCCGCCACUGGAAGGAAACAGCUACCCCCAGCACAUGGAUGGCAACGGGAGCAUGAAUGGGAGUGAUGGUGGACAGGGAGAGGGCCUUCCCUAUCCCUUAUCCACCACCUUGGCCCUCAUCUUCCUUGCAACGCUGCUUAUGCUCUUCACUAUCUUUGGUAACGUCUUGGUCAUCAUUGCCGUCUUCACCAGCCGGGGACUCAAGGCCCCACAGAACCUCUUUCUGGUCUCCUUGGCCUCCGCUGAUAUCCUGGUAGCCACACUGGUCAUCCCCUUCUCUCUGGCCAAUGAAGUGAUGAGCCAGUGGUAUUUUGGCAAGGUGUGGUGUGAGAUCUACCUGGCCUUGGAUGUACUGUUCUGCACCUCUUCCAUUGUACAUCUCUGCGCCAUCAGCCUAGAUCGCUACUGGUCCAUCACCCAGGCCAUUGAGUACAACCUCAAGCGUACGCCCCGCCGCAUCAAAAGCAUCAUCUUCCUUGUCUGGGUCAUCUCGGCGGUCAUCUCUUUCCCACCGCUCAUCUCUAUCAUGAAGCAGGGCGAGCCUGACAGUCCCCUUAAUGAACAAGCUGAAUCAAAACCAGAGAGCAAGUUGCCCAGCUGCAGCAUCAACAAGGAGACGUGGUACAUCAUAUCUUCCAGCAUUGGUUCGUUUUUCGCACCCUGCCUUAUCAUGAUCCUGGUCUAUGUCCGCAUCUACCAGAUUGCAAAACGGAGAACUCGUGUGCCUCCCAGCAAGAGAGGGGAGGCCAUCGAGAGGAGGCAGAAUGGUCUGGCCGACAAGGAGGGCAUGCCUGCUAUGACCAAGCUGAAUGGGGAGAAGACAGCAGUGGCUGGGGGAAGCCAGGAAAGGGAAGAAGUCAACGGCAUAGACUUGGAGGACACCUCCUCCUCGGAACACAAUGAGAAUCCUCCGUCCAGGAAGUCAGAGAGGCCGCAAAGAGGCAAAGGGAAAACCAAGCUAAGCCAGAUUAAACCUGGGGACAGUUUGCCCAGUCGAACCGAGGAGGAGAGGAAUGCCAAAGCUUCCCGAUGGAGAGGCAGGCAGAACCGAGAGAAGCGCUUCACCUUUGUGCUUGCAGUGGUGAUUGGGGUUUUUGUUGUCUGCUGGUUCCCUUUCUUCUUCACCUACACAUUGACGGCUGUUUGCAACAGCUGCCAUGUGCCUGAUACCCUCUUCAAGUUCUUCUUCUGGUUUGGUUAUUGCAACAGUUCCCUUAACCCUGUCAUCUACACUAUCUUCAACCAUGACUUCAGAAGGUCCUUUAAAAAGAUCCUCUGCAGAAUAGACCGAAAAAGGAUUGUGUGAGGAAGGGACCAUGGUUUUGCUUGCCGUUUUUCUUAGGUUCAGCUCUGGCUCGAUUUUGGAAGUGGCUGACCUGUUGAUCUGAUUACCAGGCUUUGAUUCUAAAGAGACUUCAAGUGAGAAGAAAAGAUUCAAACAUUAGUGCCCCUCCUCAGCCUAAGUGGGUUCGUGCCUAGUGAUGGAUUUAAAGACCUGUUUCCACUAAUAGGUUCACGGACUGCACAGCAAAUCGGGAACUGACCUUUUAAAGCAUAUUAUGCUGCCAAAGCUGCUUGUAGUUUGCUUAAGUCAUUGUGGUGGCUCAUGUUAAGACAGAACAAUGGUUUGGUUCAUUGUGCACCGACAGAUUGACAAGCUGAAGUCUUCAAAGCAGCUGCAAAAACAGAAAACCCUGAAUGUAUCAAUACAGAUGCAAAUAAAGAAAAAUGAGCAGCAGGCACUUAUACACCAUUGACUAGCACAAAGCAACAUGAGUCAGGAGUGCUGAAAUGGCUCAAUUGAAGUUCUGCAAACCUUGGGAUUCCCCCGAGCCUGCUCAUAUUUACUUCUUGUGUGUAGAGGGUGCCGUUCGAGUUCCAUCAAGAUCCACCCUCAGAGAAUGUGCUCGGCGGCCCCAAACCUCUGGAGCAAAUUUCUGGCGGAGGUCCGCCAUGCAUCUUCCUUGCACGCUUUUAAGAAGGCCUUAAAACAUUUUGUUUUACCUUGGCCUUUGCAUGAUGAGUAUUGUUAUUGCUAUUAUUGCUGCUAUUGUUCAUCCUCCUGUUUUAUUGUUGGUUUUAUUGUUUUAAUGGAUGUUGUAUUGCUUUUAAUAUUUUAAUACUUUAUUGCCUUUAA